AUCAUCAUCAUCAGCAUAGAAUAUUCCGCUUCUGUUCAACAAACCCCCUUCUUCUUCUUGUAUGGUUCUCCAUUAGACUAAACAUACGUAUAUUCGUACGCUUCCUCGAGUAUCCGCUGCCGCCCCCCAAACAGAACGGCGUUGGGCCGUACAGUCGUUCUAGACGAAGUCCAGGUCUAGUUACAGCCACACGGACGUGAUUGUGAGGUGACUCGGGAGUGUAGAUUUUUGACGUUCGGACAAAAUGUUUGCGAACAGUUUAGACGAAAUAUAUCCAAAUAUGUACGACGGUCGGAGACCUGGCGAAUACUCCCCCAGAAGACCGGGCGAAAACUCUUCUCCUCGAGCAGGAGGCAGAUCUCCAGUUGUAUCGAGGCCCGACACAACGGGGACAUUGAAGACCACAAUAUCCCUUCGGUCGACGCCUGCGAUCGUACACUCUUCCCACUCAGGUCCUUUUUAUCUAUUGAAAGAUAACAUUAAAACUGAGCCAGUGCUGACGGGAGCCACGAACAUGAUGCUUCAUUAUAACCUCGAACACACAUUCAACAAAUUCAUAGGUCGCAAAGUCAAAGACAAGUUGUCAGCCUUCUUACCAUCUUUACCCGGGAACAUCAAUAUACCUGUAUCGGCUGACGGCACGGGCGAUUCCUCACUCAGAAAGGUUAUACAGCAGCCCCCCGUGGGUGGUAAAGAACUCACGCUAUUGAGCGGCGCUCAAUUAGCCGGUUUCCGGCUUCAUCCCGGUCCGCUGCCAGAUCAAUAUAGAACGGUCAAUUUCCAAGCUCUAAAAAAGAAGAAGCAUAAGAAGCACAAAGCCGACACUCCCGGAAACGAGACAUCCACACUCGGAGGCGGUGUAGGAGGACCUGCAAUGAUCACGCUGGCAGCCGGCCCCGAAGGACCCUUCGGUUCCGAAGCGGAGAAGAAGCACAAGAAACCGAAGAAACACGACGAAGAGAAGAAAAAGCGUAAAAAAGAUAAGAAAAAGAAGAAACGUCACAGUCCCGAGCCCGGCGCACCGACUACGCCUUUAGCGCCAUCUGCGACUUCGAUGCAGAUCCAAUAGUUCAAUUCUAGGUAAGGAAUCAAUACGAGUCGGAAGGAAUUAUGAAUAAAUGAAUAUCG
Messenger RNA from Galendromus occidentalis (western predatory mite), 1128 nucleotides. RefSeq names its product mediator complex subunit 19 (gene MED19). The coding region runs from base 245 to 1069 and encodes 274 amino acids. The record is from RefSeq and is a predicted model, not a curated record. NCBI's taxonomy places the organism in Eukaryota, Metazoa, Arthropoda, Arachnida, Mesostigmata, Phytoseiidae. The transcript has 4 exons. Gene Ontology annotation, cellular component: mediator complex. Gene Ontology annotation, molecular function: transcription coregulator activity; transcription factor binding. Gene Ontology annotation, biological process: positive regulation of transcription by RNA polymerase II.